This is a messenger RNA of Phragmites australis (common reed), 950 nucleotides long. RefSeq names its product glyoxylase I 4-like. The record is from RefSeq and is a predicted model, not a curated record. NCBI's taxonomy places the organism in Eukaryota, Viridiplantae, Streptophyta, Magnoliopsida, Poales, Poaceae. The coding region runs from base 10 to 624 and encodes 204 amino acids. The transcript has 3 exons.
GCCAAAAACAUGGGAGAAGAGUGCAAGGACGCGACGGCCCAGCAGCUGCGGCAGGUUGAAGCAGCCGGCGACGGCGGCCAUCGUGCGGAGGAUGUCGUCCACCCGGCGGACUCGGCGAAGCUGUACGAGGACGUGCCGCUGAUGGCGCUCAACCACAUCUCCCGCCUCUGCAAGUCCGUCGACGCCUCCGUCCGGUUCUACGUCGAGGCACUCGGCUUCGUCCUCAUCCACCGCCCUCCCGCCCUCGACUUCUCCGGCGCAUGGCUUUUCAACUACGGGGUUGGGAUCCAUCUCGUGCAGCGCGACGACGCGCGGAAAGCCCCCGACGUCAACCCCGGUGACCUCGACCCCAUGGACAACCACAUCUCAUUCCAGUGUGAGGACAUGAGGGUGAUGGAGAGGAGGCUCAAGGAGAUGAGGAUCAGGUACAUGAAGCGGACCAUCAACGAGGAGGAAGGCUCGCCCAUCGACCAGCUCUUCUUCAAGGACCCAGAUGGCUUCAUGAUCGAGAUCUGCAACUGCGAGAACCUCGAGCUCGUCCCCGCCGGCGCGCUCGGCCGCCUCAGGCUGCCGAGAGACCGCCACAACCCGCCGGUCCGCAUGGACGGCGCCCGCGACGAGUAGGAGGCAAACGUGUCCGGAGCGUGGACGGACGGAUGUGCCAUGCCACUCACGCGUGGUGGCGUGGGCGGCCGGGUGCAUGCGCACUAGUGAGAAACUGGGCCAAGUUAAUAGGAGUAGUAGCUAGAACCUAGUGUAGCGUUCUACUGAUUUUGAGCUGCAGUGCUUCUUCUGAUCCAUGCAUGGUUCGCAUCAAGAGUUCACAAGCUUGAGUUCGAACUGCAAUUCUUGGUUUGUUGUUUGUUCGCUGCGCUCGCCUGAGGAAACUAGGAGACAGUUAUGGUAUUUUGAAUUAAAUUUGUAUGCUGAGAUUGAAUGGCUCUAAUCAA